AUGGCCCAGCCACGUCACCUUCUGGACCUCGCCGACGAGCUGCUGAGCGAGAUUCUGUCUUUCUUGCUAGAGGAGCCCGGGCCCCGAGCCCUAAAUGGUAACUCCGCCAGGAACGGGCACAAUGGCCACCACGCUGGGGAAUACGAAGACCAUCACCCCAUGGACUAUGGCUAUGGCGAAGCCUCCGAGCUGGAUCGUUUUCGACUCGUUUGUAGACGAUUCAUGCGCAUCGGCACGCCACGCAAAUUCUCGCGCUUUAUUCUGCGCUUCUCGGAGGAUGGUUUCCGCCGUCUGGACGACCUGUUGAAGAUGCAGCUGGCCUGCUAUGUGAAAACGGUGACAUAUCUCGUGCGACCCUUCUAUCAAGGCAGCGGCUGGGCACUGGCUUUUCGAACGCUCGGCACCGAAAACCCUCUCCUCGCGCAAUUGCAUAGCCGCCGCCUGCGCGAGCAAACCACCCUUGUCGACAGCAAUGACGACCUCACGCAGCUCCGUGCUGCAAUUGCGGCCUUCUCAGCUCUGCAAGAAAUAAAACUUCUCCGCCUGCAAGACGAAGCCGACGAGCGGCUCCUCGAUUUCAUCCGCGACCAGGCCAUUGGCAAUGCAGCGCCCGCGACCCGUUUCGACUGGGAGUCUGCAUGCUCGCGCGCCGUCACCAACCUAGGCAUCGCCCUGCUCGACUCCCAACGUACCUCAAUCCGCUUCAUCGGCCCACAGAUCAGUCCCGAAGCAACGCUGCAGCUUCUCGAAGCACCCUCAACCACCCUCGCCGCAAUGGGCGGCCGCAUCACCAGCCUCGACAUCAACUUCCAUGCCAACACCGACAUCACCGCAACCAUGUCGCACCUCUCCUCCGUCUUCCACCGCUUCUUCAUGGAGGCCAAAAACCUGGUAGCCAUCCACAUCGGCUUCCCGGCCAAAACCCCGCUCGACCUCGACCUGGAAGCCAUAUUCCAUAACAUCCGCUGGAAGACUCUGCGCACACUGAGUCUGCAGGGCUGGAGGCUCAGCGCCGACGAGCUCAUUGCGCUCGUGCGCCGGCACCGCUACCAGCUCCGCGAUUUCCGCCUGUUCGCAAUCUACCUCCGAGCGCCAGGCCGGUGGCGCGACGUGUUAUGCGUGCUCCGCGCGGAAAUGGAGCGCUUGGUUCGGCUCGAUAUGCGCGAAAUCGACUAUGCGGAGAACUUUGACGCGCUCACCAUCGACAGCGGCGUCGAAGUCUUUGACCCGCACCCGGCGCCAAUGGCCUCAUCCGUCUCCGUGGCCGCGGCCACGGGCACGUCCCCGCCGGAGUCACAUAUCCCUGCUGCGUUUGGAGGCAAUGGGCUCCCGGCUCUGGGGCGCAGGCUGCCACUGAGACGGGGGUCGUUUGGAAAGGUGCGCGGAUUGUCUGUGGAUGAGUUGGGGGAUAACGGAUUCCGCGUGCAGCAGGAUCAGGUGCAUCUUUGGGAGGCGUGGGUUUUAUCUGGACCGCGGCGGGACAUGCUGAAUAGAUACUCGCACUAG
This is a messenger RNA of Penicillium canariense, 1506 nucleotides long. Its product is annotated as F-box domain protein. The coding region runs from base 1 to 1506 and encodes 501 amino acids. The transcript is spliced from 2 exons. The record is from RefSeq and is a predicted model, not a curated record. NCBI's taxonomy places the organism in Eukaryota, Fungi, Ascomycota, Eurotiomycetes, Eurotiales, Aspergillaceae.